Messenger RNA from Gopherus evgoodei (Goodes thornscrub tortoise), 2491 nucleotides. It is a transcript of the gene CALB1, whose product is annotated as calbindin 1. Lineage: Eukaryota; Metazoa; Chordata; Testudines; Testudinidae. Gene Ontology annotation, cellular component: cytosol; dendritic spine; dendrite. Gene Ontology annotation, molecular function: calcium ion binding. Gene Ontology annotation, biological process: regulation of long-term synaptic potentiation; regulation of presynaptic cytosolic calcium ion concentration. The coding region runs from base 96 to 884 and encodes 262 amino acids. The transcript has 11 exons. The record is from RefSeq and is a predicted model, not a curated record.
ACGGCGCUGUGCCGGCGAAAGGGUCAGCACCGCGGACAGCAGCGCCUUGCCCUAGCCGCCGAUCUCCAGCCCGCUCGCCCGCAGCCACACGCGCCAUGGCCGCGGUGACUCACCUGCAAGGAGUCGAGAUCUCAGCCGCCCAGUUUUUCGAGAUCUGGAAUCACUACGACUCUGAUGGCAAUGGGUACCUGGAUGGGAAAGAGCUGCUGAACUUCAUCCAGGAGCUUCAGCAGGCACGAAAGAAGGCAGGAUUGGAAUUAACACCUGAAAUGAAAGCAUUUGUGGACCAGUACGGGAAAAAUACUGAUGGAAAAAUAGGAAUAGUCGAGCUUGCUCAGAUAUUACCAACAGAAGAGAACUUCCUAUUGUUCUUUAGGUGCCAGCAGCUCAAGUCAAGUGAAGAUUUCAUGCAGACCUGGCGAAAAUAUGACACUGACCAUAGUGGCUUCAUUGAGACUGAAGAACUUAAGAGUUUUUUGAAAGAUUUACUACAGAAAGCAAAUAAGCAGAUUGAUGAUUCCAAGCUAACAGAAUACACCGAAAUAAUGCUGAAGAUGUUUGAUUCAAACAAUGAUGGAAAGCUGGAACUUACUGAAAUGGCCAGUUUACUACCAGUGCAGGAAAACUUUCUUCUUCAAUUUAAGAGUGUCAAAAUGUGUGGGAAAGAGUUCAAUAAAGCUUUUAAGCUGUAUGAUCAAGAUGGCAAUGGAUACAUAGAUGAAAAUGAAUUAGAUGCAUUAUUGAAAGAUCUGUGUGAAAAGAACAAAAAGGACUUAGACAUUAACAACCUGGAAACAUACAAGAAAAACAUCAUGGCCUUGUCUGAUGAAGGAAAGCUUUACCGAACAGAACUUGCUCUUAUUCUUUCUGCCGAGCAGGAUUAGAGACCUCCUGUCACUUCAGUUGAACUGGUGAUAUACUGUAUCAACACAAUAACUGUGCACUAUAAGGGAGUAGCCUGUACUUUCUUUUAUAUCUGUAAAUUUAAAUCGCAUAUAAUUAGCCAUGAUGUGUGGCACAUUCUUUUCAGUCUGUUUCUAUACUGUUUGUAAUGUACAGUUUUUGUAAUUAUAAGAUUGAUAAAGAGUGUCUGUUUGGGCCAGUCUGUAUAUUCAAGAAGAAACUAAGAUUUUUUUGCUUUCAUAAAAAUGGCUGGAAAAAAUUUUAAAAUUCUGCUGAGACUGUUUUGUUCAUCAUAUCCUUUGACACUUGCAACAUUUCUGUUCAAUUAUACUUAAGUAAAAGCCCAGAGCUCUUUCAGUGCACGACUAAAUACGAGUUUUUAAAUGCAGAAUGUAAAAAUGCUGUUUUCAAGUAGGAAAGAUGACCAGGGAUGUUUGAACUGAAAGAUUUACCAAGCUGGUGAGAAAUAUUUUCAGUAGUCUGACUAGCUACUUGCAAAUCUAUGCUCCUUGCAUUUUUGCAGUAAACGAGGAGAGCUUACGAACUUAUGGCAUACAGACAUAACAUCUAUAAACAGCAGAUAUCUGGAACAGCUCAGUGCUGCUGUUCACAUACAAUGUUGUUUUCCAUUUAGCUGUUUAAUUUCACUAAAUUUAAACAAGGUGAUAAGCAUCUAAGAAAUACAAGAGACAGAGUUCUUGACAAAUUUUUAAUCUAUUUUGGAAACCUGGCUAAACUCCAGAUAGGAUAAUUAAUACACACAUUUGCAUAAUACAAUAAGUGUAACUCAUAAAUUGCUGUGUCAGAGAAUAUGACAAUCCAUUUUCUAAACUAUUUGCACAUAUUGCAGGUUAAAAUUAUUGUAGUAAACUGCUGUUUUUAAAUCAUUCGGUGUAACCUAUAAUUAAAUUUAAUAUACUAACACUACCCUUGUCUAGUCUGUCUACUUCCAGGAUUUUCUUAGCAAGUAGAAAACAAGGAAAUAAUUUGUUUUAAAAGUGUGCUUUCUGCAUCUUACACUAAAUUUCUAAUGGAGAAAAUUAUUGGAAUUUAAGACUUAAAAAAACAAUCCAUUUCUCAAAGUAUUAAUUCAACACCAAGUCUAGUCGUUUAUAUAUCAGACUCUAAAUUAGAUUACUCUGCUUUAAGAAAGAGUUCCCCUGCAGAAAGUCCACUAUAAUUGCUCCUGUCUUUUUUAUAAUUGUGCUCUGUAGGCCUGGGUCUAAUUUUACUUACACUAGUUUUAUGCCAGCAUAACUCCACAGACUUCAGUGGCAUUGCUCCCAAUUUAUAGCAGUGUGAGAACAGAAUAAGGUCUAUGUCUUAAUGUCAAUCAACCUAAGCUGCCUCUACUUAAAGUAUGGUGUUUCAGAAGCACUCCCAGCUCAAUACAUUAUUUUAUUAGCUGGAUACAAUGCCUAAAAUGCAUCCACAGUAACUUAUCUGACAAACGGGCAAAUCAGUUUAAUUAGAUAGAAGUGGUCUCAAGCAGCAAGUGUAUUGGGUACUCUCCGAUCUUGAGAUAGAUGUAAUUAGAAGAUAGGAGGAGGAGGCAGCAACAGAGUGAUUCUUGGUGGAAAAAACACAC